AUGGCAACAGUAACAUCACAUUAUUUACAGUCAUGCAAUCUGUCACAAACAAGAUUUAAUUAUGAAAGGAAAUUUCUUUUAAAUUUAGUUUUGCUCAUCACAUUAAAGAACCAAGAGUUACCUGAAAAAAGAAAACCCAUUGAAACUAUUUGUGAAACUGUUCAUCAAAAUAUUCGUAGUGAAGUAAAUGACUCAGACGAACCUUGUAGUUCAUCAAUAACACCUGAUAACAAAGUUCCUAUCAAUAAAUUAAACUUAUUACACGAGAGAUUAAAAAACAUGACGGACAUUUAUGAGACUUUAAAUCGGCUUAAACCCAAGAAAAUAUAUGAUCCUUUUGUUUCUGAUAAAACGUUGCAUCAGGAUACUACAUCAGAAAAAAAUAAAAGGAUUGGAAAAACUAAUACCUCGUUAAAUAGUCCAGUCGAUAUGAAAAAUGAUGAGUUAAAUGCUCUCUCAAAUAACAUAGAGUCAAUGAAAAACUGUUUUGUUCAAUUAGCCGAAGCAAUAUCAAAAGUGGCUCUCGACCAAAAUGAAUUGAAACUAAAACUAGCUAAUGUCUAUGCAGAAACGUACAAACAAACGCGAGAAAAUUUUGAGAUUACUAGUGUGACACAAAGUUGCAAAAAUAUUGCAGAACCUGAAAUAGUAGUAACUAAAUCUCAAAGCAUAACUACUGUUUCAAAAACAAAAUUUGAAAAUAAUACAACAGUAAAGCAAAUAAGAAAAGAAGAAAUAGCACCGAAAAAUUCGUCAAAAAUCAAAACUACAUCAACUAAAAAACUUUCAAUCAAUGAUAUUCGUAAAAAAAAACUUACAAGUUCUAAGGAUAGUAUGAGAAGUAAAGCUUCAAAACCAAGUAAAAAAAUUCAAAACAUGAAUGGAGAAAGUUUAACCUCUAAACAAAAACUUUUAGAAAAGCAUACUUCUACUACAGGUUUAAAUGGAAAACACUUGGACAACCCUUUUAAAAAUAUACUAGAAGAAGGAUCUUAUACAGAUAUGACAGAUGAGGUUCUUUUCUCUAACCUGGAUAAGAUUUUAAAAAGUAUGAAAACACCUAACAACACUGUUGAAAAUUCAAUUGAGAGUAAUAUAUUUAAUUUAGAUAGUAGUGCAGGAUUUAAUAGUAAAUCGAAAAGUUUGUUAAAUAAAAUGUCACGAGAACUUAGUAAUUCAAACAAUUCUAAAGAGAUUAUCGAGGAAAUACCGAAAAAAGACUUGGUGCCAGGUUGUGAUAGAAUAUGCCAACAAUUAAAUUUAAAGUCAUUGUAUCCAAAACAAUUUGAAGAAGAAAAAAAUAAAAAUAAUUUGAGUAAUACUACUAUUGAUAAAUCUAUAGUCAACGAAGAAAAAUGGCUGAGUUUUAACGAAAUAUGUGAUAUCAUACUUAGGAAUAAUAAUAAAGUAGACAAAUUUAAUCAGCACGAAUUUAUUAAUGAACCUAAGCAAGAAAAAAAAUUGAAUACUGGCCAAAUUGACGAAAUGUAUAUAAAGAGCGAGUGUCAUGACAAUUUAAACAACCAUAUGUUAGAAACAAAUGUUUCAGAUAAACCCAAUGGUUCCCAAAAUAAACAAAAUAUGAAAUUAGAGCAAUGCUGCAGUAAAGAGAUAAAAAUUGAAGAAAAAAACGAUGCAAAUAUGAACUUAGAUGAGAAACUGAAUUUAAGUUGUAAUCAAAAUGCUAUAUGUUCAUUUCUUAAAUCACAGCCAAUACCAGAGUGGUCUAAAAUAUCUAUAUAUUCUAGAAAAAAUGAACUUGAAAUGUCUUGUAAAAAUGAUGAGAACUAUGAAUUUUUACCAUCUAAAAUAGUACCACAGCGUACCAAAUCUUCUGGUUGUUUAAAGUGGGUAACAUCAGAAAAUACACUAAAAAAUAAAGCUGAAAAAAAACAAGAGACUUCAAGUCGUUCAUGUAAAAAUAAUGAAAUUUGUCAAUAUCUAAAAUCUCAACCAGAACCAGAUUGGACAAAGUCAACAAAUGAAAAGCAUAACAUUAAUAAAAUAUUUAAGUGUAACAAUGAUGGCAUAUGUCAGUUUUUAAAAUCGCAACCCGAACCAGAAUGGACAAAAAAUUCAAAACUUUUCCAAGAAAAUAAUAAUAUAGAAAUUGUUGAAAAUCAUAAACCUUCAAGCAAAUCGCCAUUGAAAAAUAAUGAUAUAUGUCAAUUCCUAGAUUCUCAACCACAACCAGAGUGGACAUCAAAAUGUCCUAAUAAAAGCAAUCUUAAUUUAAAAUAUGAAAUUAAAAAAGAAGAGAAAACUUCAUGUACAAAAUGUAAUAGUAGUAUUUGUGACUUUAUUCAGACUAGAUUGGAAACAAAAAGUACUUUAAUGUCAGUUAACAUUAUAGAACCCAAAAAAACCAAUUGUCCCAUAAAUAUUGAUAAGCAAUCAAAAGAAAUGAAGUCGGAAAGUGACUCAUAUUGUGACGAAAAUAACAUCUCUGAAAACACUAAAACAUCAUUUAACUCAUACAAUGCGAAUAAUUCCUUUUCUGGAAAUCGAAUAGAUAAAAUAGCUACUGAUAAUUCAGUAAAUUUCGAUUGUAAGAAACACAAUGAAAAUGGUCAAUAUGAUUUGAGUGUAAUGGACAAAAAUAAUUGUGAUUUUCUGUCAAGUUCACUUGGUAAUAAACAAGAGUCAAUGUGUGUGUUACAAUCCACAACUAAUGAUACUUCUAAAAGAUUCAAUAACGAAGUUUGCAAUAAAAAAUGCCCUAUAAUAGAUUCUACAUUAAUCAAUAACAUUAACGUUGAUUCAAUAUUGAUCAAAAAUAAUCAAGAAGAUGAAGAAAUAAAAUCUGGUAAAAAAUGUUUUUGCCCUCAGAAAACUACUAAUCCUAUAAUUGAUGCUAAAAAAGAUUCAACGAAAUAUCCUAAAGAAGAUCAAAACACUAAAAUAUUAAGUCCUUGUGGACCGUGCAUAGGCAAAUACGAAUCAGAAAUUAUGCAAAAAAGUUUUACUCAAUGUCAAUUAAAUACUCAAAACGAGAAAAAAGAUCAUUGUGAUAUAAUGGAACCGAAUAACGAAUUGAAAGAGAAAAAAACAAUGAACGCUUUAGAGGAAUCCAAUAUAAAUAAAAGUACGAUAUGUCCGUGCUUUAAAAAAAAAUCACUAUUGAUAAAUGAUUCAGACAAAAAAGAUGAAAUGCAGUUUCAUAGCAAUGUCCCAUGUUCUUGUACACAAAAUACGACAUUCUUAUGUUCUACGGAAGUCCAAUCCGAAUAUCCCAGUACCGAACCCACUUAA
Messenger RNA from Daktulosphaira vitifoliae (grape phylloxera), 3252 nucleotides. RefSeq lists its product as uncharacterized. The transcript has 7 exons. NCBI's taxonomy places the organism in Eukaryota, Metazoa, Arthropoda, Insecta, Hemiptera, Phylloxeridae. Bases 1 to 3252 code for a protein of 1083 amino acids. The record is from RefSeq and is a predicted model, not a curated record.